AGAGGCGGUGGUGGCCGCCAUGAAUGCUGGGGGCCCUUUCCGUGCCCCGUCUGGUUUCGCGCCACCGCUGCGCUUUGGGCAAGCUGCCGUCUUCGGGCAGGGCAAUGCUGCUGCCAGCCUGUCCUUCGCCCCCGGGCCCGCCACCGCCGCCUUCGGGCAGCCCUACGGGCUAGGCCAGGCACCGGCCUUCACGGCAGCGGGCAGCGGUGGGGCCUCGGUGGGUAACGCAGCGUUCAGCUUCAAGCCACCCACCAACCUGAGCAGCUUCCCAGUGUCAGGCGAGGCGCCGGGCAGCGGAGCCUUCGCGGCGCCCGAGUUCCGCUUCAAGGCACCCGACAGCGCCACUGCCUUCAAGCCGCUGACGGGCAGCGACGCAGAUAAGGGCCCGGCCGCUUCCUCCACCUUCACGUUCUCGCCGCCCUUCGGUUUCGCUCCUGAGACGGGCCCGGAGACAGCGGCGGGGGGACCCUUCUCCUUCUCGCGUCCCGCUGCCGCUCUGGGCCGGCCGGAAGAGAAGGGUCUGCGGCCACUCUUCGAGGAGCCGGUGGAGCCGGCGUCCAAGGGCCUUAAGCGGAAGGAGGAGCGGGAGCAGUCGCCGCGGAGAGCGGCGGCCGGCGGGCGGGCAGCGGUGGCGCCGCCGGAGAAGCGAGCGGUGCUGCUGGGCCGGCCCCGCGGCGGAGCACUCUUCGGCCGGGUGGUGGAAGAGAUGUUGCGUAGCCAGGGCCGCGGGCAUCGUGACCGCGGGGACACCGCCGAGCCCGAGCGGGGAGUUGCUGAGGAGUCGCCGCCAGUCGAGGCUCGGGACUCUCCCCGAGAAGAUGCUUCCUCUGCCACCCCUACACGCCGGACUCGAGGCAGCGAGAGCACGGAGAGUCUAGGGAACUUGCCCCCUGGUGAGCUGACAGCCAUUCAGUGCAAGAACGUCCCUGAUUAUCUCAACGACAGGACAGUGCUGGAAAAACACUUUGGCCAGUUCGUAAAAGUCCGACGGAUAAUGACUAGGCGCAGUAAAAAAACGGCUAUUCUCCACUUUUUUGAUCAUGCCUCUGCUGCUCUUGCCAGAAAAAAAGCAAAAGAGUUGCACAAAGACAUAGUAACGUUUUGGCAGAAGAAGAAAACAAGUCCAGCAAAAAGGGACUUUCCAUCAGAGAAGAAGAAAGCAGGUGAAGAAGAGGGAAGGCAAAGCGCUGAAGAGCAAAACUAUCAGCAUUCCCCUCUUCGAAAACCUUUAGUAAGGUCCUCUGCCAGCAGUGUCAUGUCUGGUAAAAGUUCUCCAUCAAAGAAGUCUGGUCUUCGGAAGGCGCUGCAGUUUGAAACAGAUCUGUUUGAUUCUGGUGCUGAAGGCCAGAGCUUAGAGGCCUUGUCAUCUCUUGGCAACCUGGUAGGAUUAGUAGCUGAGACAUCUGAAGAAAGAUACCGUCUUUUGGACCAAAGGGACAAAAUCAUGCGGCAAGCUCGAAUAAAAAGAACUGAUCUUGACAAAGCAAAAACUGUUGUUGGCACUUGCCCUGACAUGUGUCCUGAAAAGGAACGGUACAUGAGGGAGACAAGGAAUCAGCUCAGUGUCUUCGAAUUGCUUCUAGGAUCUGACAAGGUAGAUCAUGCAGCAGCAAUCAAGGAAUAUAGCAGGUCUUCAGCAGAUCAGGAGGAACCUUUACCACAUGAACUGAGACCCUCUGAGGUGUUAAGCAUGACCAUGGACUAUUUAGUGACAAACAUCAUGGAUCAAGGUGAAGGAAACUACCGGGAAUGGUAUGACUUUGUCUGGAACAGAACUCGUGGCAUAAGAAAGGAUAUUACCCAGCAGCAUCUCUGUAACCCACUGAUGGUGUCUCUGAUAGAGAAGUGCACUCGCUUUCAUAUCCAUUGUGCCCACCACUUGUGUGAAGAGCCCAUGUCCUCCUUUGAUGCCAAAAUCAACAACGAAAACAUGACUAAAUGCCUGCAGAGCUUGAAGGAGAUGUAUCAGGACCUGGCUAACAAAGGGGUUUACUGCAAGAGUGAAGCAGAGUUCAGAGGUUAUAAUGUCUUGCUGAAUCUCAACAAGGGUGAUAUUCUCAGAGAAGUACAGCAGUUUCAUCCAGAGGUUAGAAACUCUCCUGAAGUUAGAUUUGCAGUUCAAGCUUUUGCUGCAUUGAACAGCAACAACUUUGUGAGGUUUUUCAAGUUGGUGCAGGCAGCUUCCUAUUUGAAUGCCUGUCUCUUACAUUGCUAUUUCAACCAGAUUCGUAAAGAUGCUCUCAAAUCUCUGAAUAUUGCUUACACUGUGAGCACCCAGAGGUGUACAGUGUUUCCCUUGGAUCACCUGGUCCGCAUGCUGCUGUUCAAAGACAGUGAGGAAGCAAGUGAUUUUAUAAGUUACUAUGGCCUGAGUGUAUCUGAUGGUGUUUAUGUGGAGCUGAAUCGCUCAGCUUUUCUGGAGCCAGAUGUAUUGCCCAAGCCACACAAAUCUCUGUAUGUCAGCCAGAAGCUAACAGUCUCGGUUGGGGAAGUUGUAAAUGGGGGGCCCUUGCCCUCUGUGCCGCACCACGUGCCUGUGUCCAGCUUCAAUGGACAGAACAAGUACACCGGUGGAAGCACCUCUGUGGAGCAUACUAGUAGUAGCCAAAAAUCCAGCAUGGAAGCAACAGAAGGAAGUGCAGAAAGUAAAGGUGUGGAUUUAGAUGCUGCAGCAGUAAGAGUCCAGCCCCCAGCUCAUCUUCUGCCCUCACUGUUACCUCGCCAGCUUGUGCCAGCGCUGCCUCCUGUGCAGGCAGUCUCCCAACCUGCCAGACAGCCUGAGCCUCUCUCUUCAGAGCCUCAUCCUCAGUACACAGACACGGACAUUGCUGAAGUGGUGGACGGCCUUGUGCGUGAUGUCCUUGAAGGAGAGUGCAGACAAGUCGGCAGAGCAGGAGUGGCUUAUGUGACUGCUGCCAUCUGCACCUCGGAGGCCACUGUGGAAGAACUCGUGACUGAAGUGACUGGGGAGAUACUCAGGGAAGUGGCUGGAAGCAUGCUUAAUGCAGAACGGGAGCGUGUCAGAGAGGAGAAGCGCAGGGUGGAGGAAGAGAGGCAAAAGCAGGAGAGAGAACGCUUAAUAAAGCAGCUGAGCCAAUUGGUGGGUAUGGAAUUAAUGGAAGAAGUAAUCAAGGAGAGUAUUCAAGAAGCUUCAGCCAAUGAGUUGAAAUGUGCCUUAGAAAGGGACCGGCAGGCUCGUAUUGCACGAUGCUCAGAAGAAGUCUGUGGUCGUGUCAUGGAACUUUUUCUGGAAGAUGAGAUUUUCCAGAUUGCUAAGGAAACCCUUCAGGAGCUCCAGUGUUUCUGCAAGUACUUGCAGCGGUGGAGGGAGGCAGUGGCAGCGCGAACGAAGUUGAAACGUCAGAUGAGGGCGUUCCCAGCUGCUCCCUGUUGUGCAGAUCCCAAAAAUCAACUGGAAGCACUGUCCCCCAGUGCUGAGUGGCCUAUAACCAUGGAGAACUUGUGCAAGAGAAUUGUGAAUCUGGGACAUGGAGGAAGGCUGGGGAUUUCUUGCACAAGAUUGAAUCGGCUGAGAAACAAGACUGUGCAUGAAAUAAAAGUUCAGCACUACUUCCAGCAGUUGUUAAGUGAUUUAUCAUGGACCCCUCUGGAUCUUGUCUCAUUGAUCACUGAACAUAUUCCAGUUCAACAAGAGCAGGUGUUUUGGAAGGUGCUAUUGGUUUUGCCAGAUGAGGAAUAUGCAGAGAGUGAUCCCAGCAGGGUACUGAUAGAUUGGUUGAAAGCCAAAUUUAUGGGAGACAAAAGCUGGAAGAAAAGUGCUUCACAAAAAGAAGGCAGAAUUCAAACACUGACGUUACAUCAUUCUGCUGGCAUGCAAGGGAGCAGAAGUGUUCAAGUCAGUGUGUGUGUAAAGGUGGCACAUGGUGCAUUGUCUGACUCUGAGCUUGAUACAGCUGAGACCCAAAGAGACUUGCUUGGAACCAGCGGUCUCAUUCUUCUCCUGCCCCCUCGAGUUAGGAGUGAAGAUGUGGCAGAAGAUGAUGUUUAUUGGCUUUCAGCUUUGCUGCAGCUGAAACUGUUGCUUCAAGUGAAACCUUUUCAACCAGUAGUUCCCCUGGUGGUUCUAGUCCCUUGUCAGGAAGAUGGGGCCACAGAGAAAGAAGUGGAAGAAGGUUUGAUGCUGCAGGACUUGAUUUCAGCCCAGCUUAUUUCAGACUACAUCAUUGUUGAGCUCCCAGGUUCUACCAAUGACUUAGAAGGCACCAGAAGGAUCUCUGCUGCUGUGGGCUGGCUGAUUUCCCAGUGCCCUGACUCCCUUGAGCUUUGCAGUCAGACCCUCCAGGAGUAUGUUGAGGAUGGGAUUGACAGUGAAUUUUGCAAGCGCUUCUACCAUGACUGGAAGGAGAGGCGUCUAGCUGGGCUGCCAUCUCAGGAGCCUGGAGUCAUCAUUGAGCUCUACAACAGCGUGCUGCAGUUUCUUUCAGAUGUCGCAUCCUCAGAGCACCUUUGUGAUUUGUCUUGGCCUGUUACUGAGUUUUCAGAGCCUGGGGGUAACAAACAGCUGCCUCACCUGCAGUGGAACAUGCCUGAUCACCUGGCCUGGCUGAAGAAGGCUGUGCUGUCCUUCCAGAUCCCGUACCUGGAUCUACCUCCAUUAGGUGCUCCUUGGCUUCCUGUUUGCCACAUGAUUUUUCAGUAUGCAACUCAGAUUGCUAGUUCAUCCCACACUCAACCACUCAUCCAGUCUCAAGUGGAGAAUCUGCUGAGCAAGACUUACCAGAGGUGGAAAAACAGGACAUCUGGGGACUCUGGUGACAGCGGACCUUCUGUGGAUGAGAUCCCUUGGGACGAUAUCUUGGCAGUCUGCAUUGAUCAUAAACUGAGAGACUGGAAACCACCCAAACUGUCUGUUGCUCCAGAAGCAGUAAGUGAAGAUGGUCAGAUUCGUGUGUACUACUUCAAGGAGCAUUUGAAGAACUUCAUUCUCCCUUUUUCCUGGGAACAAGCCAGACUGCGCACGCAGGAGGAGAUCCGGCACGGCCACGAGAGGUCAAGGGUAAAACCUCCCAGCUCUUUGAAGAAACUGCCUAGAGUCUCCAUGAUGUCAGGUGAACAUGUUUCUGACAUGAGCAUGCCAUUGGGACAAGAAAAGAGCAUUCCCAGUGCAGAUGAAUUCACAGAGACAGCCUCAGCCCAGGAGCUUCUCCCAGAGCGUCUGUUGGCACAGUUAAAACUGGAGAAAAUAGAAAGCAGGAGGUUUGAAGAACAGUUGCACCGAUGUCUAGCUGAUGACAUUGAGCCCCUUGGUGAUUUUGUAGGUCUUCCUCUCUACCUCCCUCAGGCUCUGAUCUCCACUCCAAAUGUCAGCUGUCCAUUGAUGAAGAAUCCUGUGUCAUCUGCUCAGGGGGCUGAGAGUCAAGAGGGAUGCAAGCUUUUGGUGGAAGAGCUAAGCCCUUCCCUGUCAGACAAACUGAAACACUUGCAACAGCUACUCAAAGCAAACCAGGAGGGUGAAGUUGCCUCUGAGCUCCACCUAUCUGCUCUGGUGGACAUGGUGGAUAUUUGAGCAGAGCUACACGUGCAGACUAAGGUUUGACCAAUCCAGAUAUGAGUGAUUGGACUCCUGAGCUCGUGGGGCACAUUCCAGAAAAAGCAGCUAUUCUGACAGGAGAAGAACACAGUAGA
Molecule: messenger RNA, 5646 nt
Organism: Dryobates pubescens (Downy woodpecker)
Lineage: Eukaryota; Metazoa; Chordata; Aves; Piciformes; Picidae
Gene: MCM3AP
Product: minichromosome maintenance complex component 3 associated protein
Exons: 28
Coding region: 20-5527 (1835 amino acids)
Biological process (GO): mRNA export from nucleus
Cellular component (GO): nucleus; cytoplasm; transcription export complex 2
Molecular function (GO): nucleic acid binding
Source: RefSeq, a predicted model, not a curated record